AUGUCGGAUACGCCAGAUGUGGCUGAAGUAACGCCAAUACCCCAAGGCACGAGACUCGGUAACGAAGCCAAUACAGCAAACGAAGACUGCGACAGUGAGUCCAGUGUCGAAACCGCCACCAAUGUGAAGAAGACAGUCCAUCUCAGGCUAUCUUCCACCUGGUGGAUGGAAAUAAUCACUAUGAGCAUCAGCUUCGGCUGUAUAGCUGUGCUCAUUUCUAUCCUCAUGCGUUUCCAAAACAGGUUGUUGACAGAGUGGUCCUUCUUUAUCAGUAUUAAUGCCACCGUUGCCGUCGCAAUAACAGCCGCAAGAGCAACGCUUCUCGCUGCCAUUUCGGUUUGUCUUAGCCAGGAGAAAUGGACUCGCUUUACCAAGAGGACCCAUCGCCUGCAGGAUUUUGCUAUUAUUGAUACAGCAAGCCGCGGACCUCUUGGCUCUUUACAAAUGCUCUAUAAGAUUUCAUGGGGAUUUGCGAGCAUUAGUGCGAUAGUCGUUUUUUUAUCACUACUCACAGAUACAUUUGUGCAACAAGUUGUCCAACUCGAACCUGGAACAAUAUCUACCUACAAAGAGGGCUCAGCAACUUUUGGGUAUGCGCAUGGUUACAAAAGCUACAAAAGCUACAAGUAUGAAUCACUUGGAAUGGAUAUCAAUAAUGACAUAAAUAGCGCGGUCCUCAGCGGCCUGCAACCGAAGAGCAGGACAUUUACAUUCAGCUGCCAUUCAAACUGCACUUGGAACAGCUACUACAUAACAUUGGGUUUCAGUAGUGCCUGUAACGAUGCCACCAAAGAGACUCUAGAAACUCUGAAAUGUAAUGAUGGUCCACAAACUCACUCAAUUACAGGGAAACAGGGACUACCUUGCAGAAUGAGUACGCCCAACGAUGUGAAACUCGAGUUAGGGGCAAGAGCGAUAUCCGAUUCGUAUAUGAAUAUUAACUCUAGUAGAUUUUACAUGAGCGAUUACCUGAAUGGUUCACCAGCUUUUUAUGCUGCUGUCUGGACGUGGAAACCUGGAGCUGAUUAUUCUAUGGACAUAGAGAUACCUAAGCUCAAAACCCUCUUACAGAACAAUUCGGUGAUCAUUGAGUGUGCACUCAGAGUCUCCUUGUACAACUAUUCAGAUAUCUCGUCAAUCUCAAAUAGUUUCACCGUCGGCGUCAUCGAACAGAUUCCCCUCGGCGUAAUCACUGGGAUUACUGUUUCAGACAUGCUGGGAAAUACACAUCAUCCUCAUCAGGAGGCAUCUUUGUGGUGGAACCACACCAAUGACGAUCUACCAGAUGUCUAUUUUUCUGCGAUUGAUUUUCAUUAUACCUCCAGCUUUUUGCGAUCGUCUGCCUUCUCUGGCACUCUUGGCGAUAGUACCCCUGAUGAUCACACUUUUUCUCCAGGAGCCACGACAUUUUUUGGCAAUGGAACUCUGGAAGUCGUAUCAGGCAUAUUCGACAGUAUCUCGCUAAGUCUCACUGAUAUGAUACGACAGGGCAGCGGAAUGCAAAUAGCACAGGGUACAACGAGUCAAGCUGUCGUAUAUAUCCGCGUACGAUGGGAAUGGCUCAUUUUGCCUCUAGUAGUCCAUUUGCUAGGUGGAAUUGCGCUCUUCGUGACCAUUGUUGGGACGAAGCGAACUGGCGACGUGCCUCUAUGGAAGGGUUCAACGUUGGCAGUGCUUUAUCAUUGGGUGAAUAAAGAUGGAAUUAUAGGAUCCCAAGUUCAGAAUCUGGAGGAUUUGGAGAAGGUCAAGAAGAUGCAAGUCAUGUUGGAGAAGAAAGGCGGCAUAUCUGAUUCGUAG
Trichoderma harzianum CBS 226.95 is the source of this 1797-nucleotide messenger RNA. RefSeq lists its product as hypothetical. The transcript has 2 exons. Lineage: Eukaryota; Fungi; Ascomycota; Sordariomycetes; Hypocreales; Hypocreaceae. The record is from RefSeq and is a predicted model, not a curated record. Bases 1 to 1797 code for a protein of 598 amino acids.